CAUAUCUGGAUUAGGCAAAAUGCAAACGUAGGCUGAUUUCAUUUUCGUCAACUGUUAUGUUUUCUAGGAGUAUUGGCCUUAUCAGAGAAUACCGCCGUUAUCCCUCUCUAAAGGGAGGAAUUCACCCAAACUGUCGGCGUGUAAAGAAUCUGAAUCUUGCUGGUAGAAACAUUUCGAUCAGGAGUACAGGAUGGCAUCCAAUAUAAUUUGGCUCGGACUUCUGCUCGUUUUUUGUGGUGUUCUGAAAGGCACGAAGGCAACACUGUACGAGUAUGAACUUCUUCAGGACAUGUUCACCAAUUAUAGCUCAAUUGUGCGCCCGGUGAUCAAUGCUUCGGAGUCUAUAGAGGUCAGGCUGGGUGCUGCUCUCCAGCAGAUCAUAGAAAUGGAUGAAAAGAACCAAGUCCUGACUGUUAACCUGUGGAUGCGAAUGCAAUGGACAGACAGUAACUUCCUUUGGGAUCCAGCUGAUUACGGUGGUACUGACACACUUAUCGUCCCUAUUAAUUCUAUUUGGAGACCAGAUAUCGUGCUAUACACGAAUGCUGACUCUGGAUUCAGUGGCAUGAUGGAAACUAAUGCAGCUAUCACCAACACUGGCAUCGUGUACUGGAACGCCCCAGCCAUCUACACCAGUACCUGCAAGAUAGACGUAUCCUUUUUCCCAUUCGAUGAGCAGCGCUGUCCGCUGAAAUUCGGUUCCUGGGCCUACAACGGCUUCCAGAUCGACCUGGUCAACCGCUCCCUUUCAGGAGACACCUCGGCUUACAUCGACAAUGGGGAGUGGGAGCUGGUCGGCAUGCCCGUGAGAAACAACAUCGCCUACUACCUCUGCUGCGUGGCGCCUUUUCCCGAUGUCACCUUCACCAUUGUCAUAAGGCGUCGGCCUCUCUUCUACCUCUUUAACCUCUUAGUCCCUUGCAUGCUCAUUUCGUUGAUCACCGUGCUGGACUUCUACUUACCGGCGGACUCUGGGGAGAAAGUUACCCUUGGUAUCACCAUCUUGCUUGCCCUUAUUGUGUUCCUGCUUCUUGUUGCGGAGACAAUGCCGCCAACCUCUGAAGUUGUUCCACUCAUUGGUCAGUACUAUCUCGCUACUAUCGUCCUCGUUUCUGGCUCUACGGCGAUGACAGUCUUUGUGCUGUACCUUCACUAUCGCCUGCCAGGCACCAAGCCAGUGCCUUCCUGGCUCCGGACCCUGACCUUCCACUACCUUGCCCGAAUACUUUGUCUCCGCUCCGCUGUCAAGGUGGCACCAGAUGCUCAAAGGUCAGAGGUCGUGGAGAACAACCACUUCUCCAACGGCAAUGCUCAGAAAGACAAGAGCUACAAGACCAACGGAAACAAUAUAUCCACGGUUACCUUGCCGCCCUUAAUCUCCGAGAGGUUUGAGAGGAACGUCAAUUCCAUCCUUGACGAAAUCAAGUACCUAACAAAUCGGGCAAAGGAGUCGGACAGUGAGGAGGACCUCCUUACUGAGUGGAAGUAUGUGGCCAUGGUCUUUGACCGCAUGUUCAUGUGGAUUUUCUUGAUCACCACCAUUGUAACGACCAUUGGUAUUCUCUGCCAACCCAAGCCGUAUACACUUCGAGAAGACUUAUGUCUUGAUGCCACACCAGACGAAGCCCGGCUUUUUGCUGACCUGUUUCAGUGCCUCAAUCCCGCGAUAAGACCAGUGGACAAUAUCAGCGAACCAGUACUUGUGACAGUGGGAGCUGCCAUCCAAAUGAUCGUGGAACUGGACGAACGGAACCAGCUAAUUACCACGAGCUUGUGGAUGCGGUUUUCGUGGGAAGAUUCGCAGUUGCACUGGAAUCCUGACGACUACGGUGGUGUGAAGAGUUUUACUGUCCCACUUCACAAUAUCUGGAAACCAGACAUUGUCCUUUACAACAACGCCGAUGCAGAAUUCCAGGGUAUGAUCGACACUGGGCCAAGAAUUAGUCACCGCGGCAUGGUCUACUGGAAUACCCCCGCACUCUUCAAAAGUUCUUGUCACCUCAACAUGGCUUACUUCCCAUUUGAUGAACAGCGCUGCUUUCUCAAGUUUGGCUCCUGGAGCUACCACGGCUUUGAAAUCGACCUCACCAACAGAAGCGUCAGUGGUGACAUGUCCAACUUCAUCGAUAACGGCGAGUUCGACGUCAUCGACAUGCCAGUUUCUAGGAACUUGGUGUACUACAAAUGCUGCCCGAUGCCCUUCCCCGAUAUCACCUUUACACUUGUGCUUAAGCGAAGGCCCUAUUUCUACCUCUUCAACCUCCUGCUGCCAAGUCUACUCGUUUGUUUUGUCACCGCCCUGAAUUUCCUCCUGCCUGCUGACUCAGGGGAAAAAGUCAGCUUGGUUUUGACUGUUCUUUUGGCAAUGACGGUAUUCUUACUGUUGGUUGCGGAAAUCAUACCGGCUUCUGAUGCUACACCAGUUAUUGGUAAAUACCUCAUCUCCACUAUCGUUAUCGUCUCUCUGUCCGUUGUUAUGACAGUCUUCGUGCUUCACCUUCACUAUCGUCUCCCUGGGGCUAAGCCCGUGCCCCUUUGGCUCCGCAAGCUGGCUUUUGUUUACCUGGCUUCAUUGCUUUGCGUCCAGGUGUCCUACAGCCAUGGCAAGCCGGUUUUACCGUCACACUUCAACGGCAACCCCCACCCCCACCCUGUCAUCACAACCCAGAACGGCAAGAGGAAGAAGAGGUCGUGGUGGAUUUCCACAGUAGACGACAAUCCCGUGUUCGCUGAGCUGGCACGAACGGUAGCGGCUAUCAACGACAACCUGCAUACCAUAGUAACACGAGGCAACGAGCAAGAUGCGGACGACGACAUUCUGACGCAGUGGAAGUAUGUUGCGCUGGUCUUCGAUCGUCUCUUCUUUUGUGUCUACAUUGUACUCACGUCGAUGACAGCCGUGAUCAUCCUUGGUCAAUCUAAGUAUUACUCCGAAUAAACGCAAAAUUGUGCCCUGUUUUUUCAAGGGGGACACUGUUGGUCACGAUGAAACCCAAUAUUACUUCACACUUCACCAGAUGUUACGUUUUAGUCCAUGCGAUGCUUUCUGCAUAUUGACGAAUCGGCUAAGUUUUGCCUACCCAUUCCCGAUGGCCCUUUUCAAAUGCUUAAAAGCAUUGUGUUACAGAACAGAUGUCGUUCAACAAUUAUCACUGUGCUCAUCGUCAUAAAAGGGAUCACAGAAAAUAACUAGUGACAGAGCUACUUUGUAUGGUCAUCGGAUUAGUCUAUUCUCUGUACGCGGCACGUGCACUCAGCCUGCUUGCAUACUGCAUUAAAAUGCCCGCGGACCAUCCAGAUUUGUCAAACAAUCCAGAGGAGCAACAGUCUCAGAAAACAAAACAUUAGUUGCAUUUUUUUGUGAUGGAUAAGGAGUUUACCUCUCAAUGUUUUGACCAAUGUACCCUAUCGUUAUUACAAAUGUAAUAGCUUAAAUGUAGGACAGUCUUUUUUGGCCCAUUGUUGGCACAAAAUGGCUACACCAAGUCUUCAAACCAUUUUGCUGAACCAAAUUUUGCUUGAACGUACUUUCUUUCGGUAAGUAGUUUAUAUUUUGGGGCUUAAUGUUAUAUCCUAGCAUACCAAGUUAGAUUUUGCAAGAUAACACUCGGUUAUUUUAUGUUUACGUACUUGUUGGAGAAUGUUGGGACUCCAUCGGUUUGUAAAUUGUGGGAAACCUUUUCCAGACCUGUUGGUAUAUCACCGUCAUGCGGAUGGUUGAUUUUCCCCCCUGAUUUCUGUUAGGUAAAUUUAUUUAUUCUCUGUUUGUUUUUGCUAAUUCUUUGGUAAAGUUUGAUUCUGACAUUAUUAAGGCCGUCAUGCCUUUUGCUUUGGUUUAUUUAUACUGAGUUUGUUUAACUAUUUUGCAUAAGAAUUUGCACGUUAUAUGCUUGUAUUUAUUAAACACAAAUUACAGUAAGUCGUUGUUGUUCAAACGUAAUUUUAUAUUGGGUAGUUAUCUGUAGUUUAAGCUCUUUCUCACGUGUUUCUGUAUCGAAUAGAAUAAAAGUGCUACAUUUCCAGAGGUAUUUAAUGUGAGGAUUUAUUUUUCGUUAUUAUUUUUCAUUAUUCUUCAUGACGAUUUUAUUUCUUUGUUAGUCACACCCAUGGGAGAACCCGAGCAUGUAUCCCUCAUAGUAACAGAAUUUUAGAAACGUAUAAAAGAAGUCAAGUCUUUCACUUAAAAAGAGGAAGGGAAUUAACACACAUGAUCCAAUCUCAACCGUCAAAAUACUUCUAAACGGCACGGUUUCCCCCAAAUCAGCCCUGAAGACAGUUCCAAGAAACUGAUAAGUAAUUGUAUGUUGUGCUGCACAGGGAGGCUAUUUUUUGCGAAAAAGCCACUGGUUGCUGACUUCGUGUUUUGCUCAAUGUGUUUUGACAUAUAAAAUUAUUUUGAAGGCUUGUUUACUACAUACAUGUAAAUGCUGUGUGCGGCGCCCUGGCCUUUGGCCAGGACACUGACAGACGUUUGUUGUCACAUGGGGGCUUUUAGAGUGGCCUCUAGCCAUCUGGUUCAUUCGUUUGGUAGAAACAUGUGUCUACUUUCUUUGGUAUUAUUAGGUAAUUGGGCUACCUUCAUGCACACAAGACUUGUCUGAAGGCUGAAGCUGAUGAUGUCAUUAGACCAGAAGUUGCAAUAAAAAGACAUAUAAAUAAAUUCAUUGUAAAUCAA
Messenger RNA from Acanthaster planci (crown-of-thorns starfish), 4675 nucleotides. Its product is annotated as neuronal acetylcholine receptor subunit alpha-10-like. NCBI's taxonomy places the organism in Eukaryota, Metazoa, Echinodermata, Asteroidea, Valvatida, Acanthasteridae. The record is from RefSeq and is a predicted model, not a curated record. Gene Ontology annotation, cellular component: postsynaptic membrane. Gene Ontology annotation, molecular function: transmembrane signaling receptor activity; acetylcholine-gated monoatomic cation-selective channel activity. Gene Ontology annotation, biological process: monoatomic ion transmembrane transport.